GAAGGGGAGGCGGAGCCCCCAGCCCCGCCCGUCGCCCAUGGCCGUGGCGGCCGCAGCCCGCCGGGGCCUGCUGGCCCUGCCGCUCGGCCUGCGGCUGCGGCUGCCCCGCCCGAGCCCGCCGCCCGCCCGCAGCCUGCCCCUCGUCGCCCCCGGGCCCCGCGCCGCCGCUCCGCUCCGCGCGGCCCUGCGCAGCUACAGCCAGGUUACAGAUGUGCCGUCCCAGGAAGGUCACCUCUCAGACCAGGAACCAGAAUCAUCUAAGGCAGAAAAUGAGAGUGUCUUUCUCAUCAGGGCGCAAGGAUUCCCCUUCUCGUGCACGGAAGAAGAUGUGCUUACCUUUUUUGAUAGCUGCAGGAUUCGGAACGGGGAGAACGGCGUGCACUUCCUGCUCAACAGGGAUGGCAGGCGCAGGGGGGACGCCUUGAUCGAGCUGGAGUCCAAAGCUGAUGUCCAGAGAGCCUUGGAGAAGAACCUGAGGUACAUGGGCCCACGCUACGUGAAAGUUUUUGAAGUACAUGACAGUGAUGUAGAGGGCUUGCUGCAAAGCCUGCGGGAUGAGUCACAAGCCAUUAAUGAUGGAGUGGUGCUACUCAGAGGCCUUCCCUUCAGCUCCACUGAGGAGGAUAUUGCAGAUUUCUUCUCAGGUUUGAAAAUAACUGACAUUGUUUUCGUUUACCGGGGAGAAAGGAAAACAGGAGAAGCUUUCGUGCAGUUUGCAGCUCCUGAAAUGGCAGCUAAAGCCCUGUUACGACACAGGGAAUAUAUGGGAAGUAGAUACAUAGAGGUGUAUGUAAGUAGAAAGCAUCAAAUGCAAAGGCACAUGCCUUACGACAGGCAGAUGGUGGGAUACCCCAGAGUGAGAAGAGAACACGAACCUGCUCCUGAAGAAAGGGGAUUGGGCACCAUGCCAGGCUCUGAUUCUGAACAGGAAAACCAAUCAUCCAGGGAAAGAACAGAAAGCUCUGGGCCUGUUUUAGAGUCUGGGAACAUCUCAUCAUCACUGCACUUUGUCCACAUGAGGGGUUUCCCCACCCAGGCUAGUGCCCUAGACAUAAUAAAUUUUUUUGCUCCACUGAAGCCCAUGAGGGUCAUGGUGGAAUACAACUCCCAUGGAGAAGCCACAGGAGGAGCAGAUGUGCACUUCAGUAGCCAAGAGGACGCGGUCGCUGCCAUGGCUAAAGAGGGGUCCCAGCUACAGUGCAGUGCCAUAGAAUUAUUCCUGAAUAAACAUCCAAAGGCAAAAUAAGACUGUUGAGUGACAGUGACACGGGCUCAGAUUUGGCUGAAGUGGCGCUGCUCCGUGACAAGGAGACACUGUAUAAACCCCAGUUUAGCAUGGUGUAACAGCAUCUAAUAAAUGGUGUUGCUCUA
Messenger RNA from Apus apus (common swift), 1371 nucleotides. RefSeq names its product G-rich RNA sequence binding factor 1 (gene GRSF1). NCBI's taxonomy places the organism in Eukaryota, Metazoa, Chordata, Aves, Apodiformes, Apodidae. Gene Ontology annotation, molecular function: RNA binding. The coding region runs from base 38 to 1246 and encodes 402 amino acids. The transcript has 10 exons. The record is from RefSeq and is a predicted model, not a curated record. Gene Ontology annotation, cellular component: nucleoplasm; ribonucleoprotein complex. Gene Ontology annotation, biological process: regulation of RNA splicing.